This is a messenger RNA of Prunus armeniaca (apricot), 498 nucleotides long. NCBI's taxonomy places the organism in Eukaryota, Viridiplantae, Streptophyta, Magnoliopsida, Rosales, Rosaceae. The record is from the annotation of a GenBank genome assembly.
AUGGCAAGGUGCACGGUCAAUAUGCCUGAGCACGAGUUUGCAAAAUUGGCCCAAGGAGGUUUGUUGCUCAACCUCCGAAAGAAAUUCGAAGGAAUUGAGUUCCGCGACAUCUACGAUCUCUUAUUUCGGGUGGACCGAUACGAAGCCCUUCUAAAAGAGGAACAACAAAAGGGGCGGUCGGCAUCUCCACCAACCUUUUAUAAGAAUUCGGCCAAACCCUCCGGGCCUAGAACUAUGGCGGUCCACGCAGUAGACGUUGAAGAUAUAGAGUCGGGAGAAAGAGAUCAGGAGAUUUCCCUAAAAGAGGAAGAAGAGUUGACCGGGGCUUUGUCUAAAGCCUUCAAGGAUCAAAGGCCGACGACGGCCCAAAUUUCCAAGCUUAGUGGAACCUCCCAAAAGACUUCAUCGAUUGGAAGAUUGGAGAUGUGUUCGACGAAGUUGAGUCCAUGGUCCAAAUGGAAUGGGCCAAAGAAAUUGAGGUGGCCCAAGAAAUUCUAA